Molecule: messenger RNA, 1250 nt
Organism: Zingiber officinale
Lineage: Eukaryota; Viridiplantae; Streptophyta; Magnoliopsida; Zingiberales; Zingiberaceae
Product: cysteine and histidine-rich domain-containing protein RAR1-like
Exons: 7
Coding region: 68-793 (241 amino acids)
Biological process (GO): defense response to fungus; defense response to bacterium
Cellular component (GO): cytoplasm; nucleus
Molecular function (GO): Hsp90 protein binding
Source: RefSeq, a predicted model, not a curated record
UCGAACUCUUCUUCCGCAAGCAAAUCAUUUUUCUGGAGAAUUCGGAGCGGAGCGGCUCGCUUCAGCAAUGGCGGCGACCGACGGCGUCCCCGUUCGAUGCCAAAGGAUCGGGUGUGAUACCGUGUUCACCGAGCAAGACAACGUCGAUGGAUCCUGCCGAUACCAUGAUUCUGGGCCAAUAUUCCAUGAUGGAAUGAAAGAAUGGAGUUGCUGCAAGCAAAAAAGUCAUGAUUUUAGCUUAUUUUUGGCAAUUCCAGGCUGUAAGACAGGUAAACAUACAACUGAGAAACCAGCUACCAAGAUUGUCUCUACAAACACUCGAAAACCUGCCCCGGUUCAAUCUUCCACACAAAAGAAAAGUGAAGAAUCUUGUUCAAGGUGCCGUCAAGGUUUCUUCUGCUCUGAUCAUGGUAUGGUGCCUCUGAUACUAGAUGCUCCUCUCCUUGUAUUACCUUUUGAAUCACUUGGUGGAAAUCCUCAUGGUUCACAAGGGAGGCCUUCAAAGGCAGCCGUUGUGCUUGGUGACACUGACAACCCGGUAGAAAACAGCCCCGCUCCGGUUAAGAAAAAGAUCGGUAUCAAUGAACCCCAGACUUGCAGAAACAAGGGAUGUGGCAAAACCUUCAAGGAGAAGGAGAACCAUGAAACAGCAUGUGAAUAUCAUCCAGGUCCAGCGGUUUUCCAUGACCGUCUGAGAGGGUGGAAAUGUUGCGACGUCCAUGUGAAAGAAUUCGAUGAGUUCCUGAGCAUACCUCCAUGCGCUAAAGGUUGGCACAAUGCCGAUGCUGCAUGACAGUACUAGAGAAACCUAGCCACCAUCCACCUCCAUAAUGGCUUUUCCAUGAACAUGUUCUGCUGAAACCAAUAUAUCAUUCAAGUGAGGAUUUGUCUGCUCGUUGGAAAACUGUGGGUUGGCCACUGGCAAGAGAUUUUGAUGAUCAACUUUGAAUGACAACCUGUGAGAUGAUGCAAGAAUUCUAUCGGGUUGGAGUCUGGUGGUGUUGUGUAGUAUCUGAUCAUCGUGUCGCAGAGGUUUGACUCUAGAGAGGGAGUGAAGGAUUCUUUAGUAGAAGACGAAGAAGAGUGGAUGGAUGGAUGAGCAGAAGGGAAUCCUCCGGGAAGGGCGGAGAGUUGACGAAGACGAGGAUUGACGGUUGACUUUUGUUUGUCUGUUGACUGUUUCUGAUCAGUUUCCGUUUUUGCCUCUUUUACAAAUUUAUGUUAAAAUAAAGCCCAAAUAUAUUGCUUGA